GGCGCCGCGCGCAUAUUGAUGCGGGGGCCCGGCCGCGCUCGCCAAGGAGCAGAAGGAAGCAAGAUGGCGGCGCUGUAGGAGCGGGGAGCGCGGCGCCCGGGCUGUGCGUGCUGGAUGUCGGCGAGGCUGAGGGACGCGGCAGAGAUACGUUCAGAGGGUAGCCUUGUGGAUGGCCUCAGAGCAGGCCAGAUGGAACAGGACAGAACCAACCAUGCUGACGGCAAUAGAUUGAGUCCAUUUCUAAUACCACAGUCUUCUCACGUUUGCCAGGCAGAGCCUGCUGCAGUGAAGCUGCAGAAUGGGAGUCCAGCAACAGAGAGGUCUGAAGUGGAAAUAAAUGGAGACCACAAGCCACUGUUCAAUAAAAGCAACUUUGGAGUGCCCCACCUGAAGGGAAGUCCAAACAAUCGUGUUAGCCCAGACCUUUUACAAGAAAAGAAAGUAUAUUCCAAAUAUAUGCAAAAUGGUGGGAUCAAACGCACUUUUAGUGAGCCCUCUCUGUACGGACUUCAUGAGAGCAAGAAAGUGAAACAAGACAACGAAGUAAAUGGAGAAAGAGCUGAGCCAGAGGACAAUAGUGAAAAACCAAGUGUCUCCAAUUGUUCCAGUGAGAAGAAAUGUGAGAGUUAUAAAAGACAAGAAAAUGAAGCCUCAGAUUUGAUACCAUCUACAAGAUACAACAGCGUUGGUUCAGAAAACCCUCAUGACCUUCUGAUUCAGGAUGAGCAGGAGCAGGAAAAUAUUCAUUGCCAUAACAGGGACAUUGUCUUACUACUUAAGAACAAGGCAGUGCCAAUGCCUAAUGGUGCUACAGUUUCUGCCUCUUCCAUGGAAAGCAUGCAUGGUGAACUCCUGGAGAAAACACUGUCUCAAUAUUAUCCAGAACAUGUUUCCAUAGCAAUGCAGAAGAACACAUCUCAUAUCAAUGCCAUUACCAGUCAGGCUACUAAUGAGUUGUCCUAUGAGACAACACAUUCAUCCCAUACCUCAGGGCAGAUCACUUCCCCACAGACCUCAAACUCUGAGCUGCCUCAAGUGCCAGCUGUAGUGGUUACUGAGGUCUACAACACAAAAGACUCCAGUAAACCACCUGCAUUGCCAGGUAGCUGUUCACUUCAGAAAACAGAUCUACAACUACAGCAACAGAUUCCAGGCUAUGAUCCUCACCAGUUACCUGUAGGAAACAGUAAUAUUCAUGGAAGCAUAGGGCAGAUUCCCAACCAAGACCUCUCUCUAAGUUCCAGCAGUAACCUGCAAGCUCAGAGCACUGUUCUGGAAAGGUACUCUGAGCAAGCAGAAAAUAAUGGUGCUUUCUUUACACAGAACUCAAUGUUUCACAAAGAUUCCUCCACUGCUCCUGCUCCAGAAAUGAACAGUGCACUGUCUGCCGCGGUGCGAGAAGGACACCACUCCUAUGACAACAGAUGUGAUGAAACUCUUCCUGGGGAGAUAAAAAAUGAAGGGCAACAGGAGGGACCAAUGUCAGAAAGUCCCAGCCUCAGCCAACAACAACUUCAACCUCAGCAGAGCCUUCUGCAACAGGCACAAAUGUCACAAGAUGUCAGUGAAAGCAACCCACAAGCUGCUGUGGCCGCCUCGAUUCCGCAGCGCCCCGAAGGAGUGACGCUGGCGUCAGAAUCUCCCCUCCAAAACCUGCACGCACACAGAAGUGAGGGUGAGUUGCAACAACACUAUCAGCAUUUCCCAGGACAGAGAGAACCUGAGACUCCUCCUGACAAAGAAAAGGACCAAGUGAAAGAGCCUGUACAACAGGCUCAACAUUAUUCAAAACCAGCCUGGAUAGAACUGGUUUCCACCCAGUUCCGCCAGGGAGAGCCUCCCCAGAAGCCCAGCGAAGCAUUAUUGCGGUCAAUUCUUCAGUACCAGGCAAGCACAGCCCAAACAGUUUAUACAAAACAGUAUGCUGGAAGUCCUGAUUCAUUAAAAGGGCCUUCAGGACAGGCCCAGAGCCAGAAGAUAAUGCAACAGGAACAAUUUCCUCCACUGUACAAAAACGAGAGCUCCCAGCUGCAGCCGCAUCCCCCAGCUGACCAGCAGCUGCCGUUCCAGAAACACUCACCGCAGCCACAGCUCACGAAAGUGGAUGCCCUUCUCAAGUCUCAAGUGCAGCAACACCCUCCACAGCAGCUCCAUUUCCAGCCAAGAUCAGAACAAGCUGAACAGCCUUUAGGGGCCCCCUUGAAACAGCAGCACUUGAAUCCCCAGCCAGGGGAAAACGGGCAAUUCCUGCAUUCACACAUCUUGCAACAGAUGCUGCAGAAACAGGCAAAUCCAGUGCAACUGCCAUGCAGUCCACAGCUAACCCCAAACCAGCAGCAGGCUCCACCAAUGAAAACUAAAGACCUGCCCCAAGCCGUAUCCCACCCUCAAAGCAAUGCUGAGCAGCCUCUAGACAGGACAUCCUUCAAUCAACUUAAAGCAGACGAAUGUUUCCAAACUGGGAGUAAGUACACUAAAUCAGCUGCAUUCCCACUGCCUAACCCUCAGCUAGGCCUAGAGCAGGUACAGACCAUGAACAACAAAGCUCCCCUUUACACUCAGAAGGCAAAUGCCAGUCUCCAGCACCCUUGCCCAAACAACAGACACCUGAUUUCUGAGAAGAAAGGGAACGCCGCAAAUAUGGAACGCCUUGGAGCCAACAAAAUGCAGGACUUGCAGCAUGUGCAGUAUUUUUCAAAUAACUUGACCGCAAAGCAAGAUAUGAAUCAUUGUUUUCAAGAACAAGAGCAACAGACACAACAAGCCUCAGUUCUGCAGUUGCCACCCCUCCAGCCCUCACAGGACUAUGGUGCUAGUCUGAACCAAGACCUCCCGAGCAAACAAGCUCCACAGCUCCCUCAGCAGUACUUACCACAUGGCCAAAGUGCCCCCCACACCCAAGACCAGAGAGGCUGUCAUUUGCAGUCCCAGACCCCUAAGGAUUUUCAAAAGCAUGCUGCUCUGCGGUGGCAUCUUUUGCAAAAACAGGAGCAACAAGCAUACCAGCAACCCAAAACUGAGAUUGGUCCCAGUGCAGCACGCAAGCCUAUAAAAAUUGAGGCUGGCGCAAAGUCUAAUGUCUGCAUGCGCCCAUCAGCUGGACAGCUGGAAAACAAAAUGUGGAAAAAAACAAUUAAACAAGAGAAUCAGCACUUUGGCUGUGAGAACAUGCAACAAAAGAGCAUCAUUGAGACCAUGGAGCAGCAGCUAAAACAGAUACAGGUCAAAUCACUGUUUGAUCAUAAGACUUUUACUCUCAAAUCACCCAAACAUGUGAAGGUUGAAACAGCAGGCCCUAUUACCAUCCUAUCUCGAAAUACCAGUGCUGCAGAUUUUGACACUCAAACCCCAAUCUUAGAUCAGCAAGCACACUUGUCUGCUGAGAAAACCCCGACCAAAAGAACAGCUGGAACUGUUCUCAAUAAUUUUUUAGACUCACCUUCCAAGUUAUUGGAUACGCCUGUAAAAAAUUUAUUGGACACACCUGCCAAAACCCAGUAUGAUUUCCCAUCUUGCAGCUGUGUUGAGCAAAUUAUUGAAAAAGAUGAAGGUCCCUUCUAUACCCAUCUAGGAGCCGGUCCUAAUGUGGCAGCUAUUAGAGAAAUCAUGGAAGAAAGAUUUGGACAGAAGGGUAAAGCUAUAAGGAUUGAGAGGGUUGUCUACACUGGGAAAGAAGGCAAAAGUUCUCAAGGAUGUCCAAUUGCUAAAUGGGUAGUCCGCAGAAGCAGUCAGGAGGAGAAGCUGCUCUGCUUGGUGCGCGAGCGAGCGGGACACACGUGUGAGACGGCCGUCAUCGUGAUUCUCAUCCUGGUCUGGGAGGGAAUCCCAACCAGCCUGGCCGACAAGCUCUACUCGGAACUCACCGACACCCUGAGGAAGUACGGCACGCUCACCAACCGGCGCUGCGCCCUGAACGAAGAACGGACUUGUGCAUGCCAAGGGCUGGACCCUGAAACUUGUGGUGCUUCAUUUUCCUUUGGUUGCUCCUGGAGCAUGUACUACAAUGGUUGUAAGUUUGCCAGAAGCAAGAUUCCAAGAAAGUUUAAGCUGAUGGGGGAUGACCCAAAAGAGGAAGAAAAACUAGAAUCCCAUUUGCAGAACCUGUCAACCCUGAUGGCACCUACCUACAAGAAGCUUGCACCCGAUGCAUAUAACAACCAGAUCGAGUACGAGCACAGAGCCCCCGAGUGCCGCCUGGGUUUGAAGGAAGGUCGCCCGUUCUCAGGGGUCACUGCCUGCCUCGACUUCUGUGCUCAUGCUCACAGAGACUUGCACAAUAUGCAAAACGGGAGUACUCUGGUUUGCACACUGACUAGAGAAGACAAUCGUGAAAUUGGCCAAACACCAGAAGAUGAGCAGCUCCAUGUGCUCCCAUUAUACAAAGUCUCUGAUGUGGAUGAGUUUGGAAGCACUGAGGGCCAGGAGGAGAAGAAGAGGAAUGGCAGCAUCCAGGUCCUUACCUCCUUUCGACGGAAAGUACGGAUGUUAGCAGAGCCCGUUAAGACCUGUCGGCAAAGGAAGCUGGAAGCAAAGAAAGCAGCUGCAGAAAAGCUUUCCUCCUUGGAGAAUGGGUCUAGCAAAGCUGAGAGAGAGAAGUCUGCUGCAGCACGCAACAAGCAAGGCACCUCUGAAGCAGCAAGCCACGCAAAGCAGCUGGCAGAUCUUUUACGUCUUUCAGGACCAGCCACACAACAACAGCAGCAGCAGCAGCAGCAACAUCCACAGCGCUCUCUCCCUAACAACCCUCAAUCAAAUCCCAUUAACUCUUACUCGGGUUCAGGUUCUGCAAAUCUCUAUGGAAGGUUGCCUAAUCCAGCCAAUGCUUAUCCAAACUCUUUGUACACUUCAGAUCCAUAUGGAGGGUCCAAUCCCGUGAACCUCUAUCCAACCUCAUCACAGUCUGCGGGGUCUUAUUUGAAUUCUUCCAGUCCCAUGAACCCUUAUUCAGGACCUUUAAGUCAAAAUAACCAAUAUCCCCCCUACCAAUGCAAUGGAAACAUAGCAAUGGACAACUGCCCCUCUUACUUGGGCUCCUACUCUUCCCAGCAUCAGCACAUGGACCUGUAUAAUUGCCAGAGCCAAGACCAUAUAUCAAAACUAAGUCUACCACCCAUUCAAACAUUAUACCAGCAUAGGUUUGGGAAUAACCAGAGUUUUGGUCCCAAGUACUUGAAUUAUGGAAACCAAAAUAUGCAGGUAGACUCCUUCAGUAAUUGCACCGUUAGACCAAAUUUACACCACGUAGGGUCAUUUUCCUCUUACUCAACCCAUGAGGCCAAUGGCCAUUUUAUGGAGGUUGCCUCAAGGUUAAAAUCUAAUCUGAAUAAUCCAAGCAUGGAUUAUGCCUCCAUGAGUAAAACAGGUGAACAUCAUCACACGCAACCCCCUCCACAUUUAUCACAUGACUACCAUCCUGCUCCAAGUAUGUUUAGUGGUCCUCCUAAUUCACUGCAUCUCCAAAAUAAGGAUAAUGAAAUUAUUUCGCAUGCAGUUAAUGGUUUGUCUAACAUGCUUCCAGGUCAAAACCAUGACAGGACUGCUCCCCAGGGUGGUUUAGAUAAAACUGACGUGCUGAAUCCAGAAAAAGCAGAGGAUCCCGAUGAAGUCUGGUCAGAUAGUGAGCAGAACUUUCUGGAUCCAGAAAUUGGAGGAGUGGCAGUUGCUCCAUCUCAUGGGUCAAUUCUCAUAGAGUGUGCAAAACGCGAGCUCCACGCAACGACUCCCUUAAAAAAUCCCAACAGGAACCAUCCCACCAGAAUAUCCCUUGUAUUUUACCAGCACAAGAGCAUGAACGAGCCAAAACAUGGUCUGGCUCUGUGGGAGGCAAAGAUGGCUGAGAAGGCAAGAGAGAAAGAAGAGGAAUGCGAGAAGUACGGCCCAGACUACGUGCCUCAGAAAUCCUACGGCAAAAAAGCCAAGCGGGAGCCGGUGGAGCCCCACGAGCCCUCUGAGCCAACGUACCUGCGCUUCAUCAAGUCCCUGGCACAAAGGACACUGUCGGUCACCACGGACUCCACCGUCACCACAUCUCCAUAUGCCUUUACACGGGUUACAGGGCCUUACAACCGAUAUAUCUGACUUCACACCUUGCUUGGUUACCUCAUUUGAAAAAACACCUUGUCAUCACUAGGGCAGUAGUGCUUUAGGGUUCGCGGAAGGCAAGGGUGGAGAAGAAAACAGUGUUUUUAUGGAGCUCAUCAGUGGAAAAAGCCUCGGCACACCAGCAAAAAAGAGGUAAAUCUCACUAGAGCACUCGUUUUCCACUGAUUUAAGUGGUCACAGAUGGCACGUAGGAAACAGACCAAAGCAUCCUAUGCAAAAAAAAUUCGAAAAAUGGAAGAAGAAAAUAAAAGGAAAGAAAAAAAGAGAGAACGCAACAAAAAAGGGUUUCACAAUUUAUAUUGGAAAACACUGGCUCUAUUACUGAAAGAGAUAAUCUGCAAAUGGAUUUUUUUUUUUUUCUUACAGUUUUCACAUCUGUGGCCACUUUUAAUGUCAUCAAGUUUGCAUAGUCAUGGAACAGGAGCAAAAACAACCCUAAAAAAUAAUACUGUAGUAUUGCAACUGCAGGAAUCUUAAAAUAACAUCUGGUGCUGAAUCUAUGAUGUACUGAAAUACUGGAAUUAUGGCUUUUUAACAUUCAGUUUUUACUGUAAUCUUAAUAGUAUUUUGAUUUUAUUUAACAAAGUAGAUAAGACAAAUAGACAGCAAAACACUGAAUUUGUUUGAAUAUUCUAAAACCAUGGUGCUAUCCAAGAGAAUGGUGUCUUUAUUUUAUCAGUGAAACAGUUAAUGCCUUUAUAACAAAAUGUCAAUGAUGUAGUCAAAUGUUCCUCAGCAACAGGGAGGACCUUUUCAUUCAUGUAUGUAUUGAAGUUACCUGGUGUUAAAAUAAGCUUACUUUUUAACAUAUGGGAAUUACAAAGACCUCUGGAUUUUGCUCAUCCAGUCAAGUCCUAGAAAAGGACAAUAAAAAUAGAGAGAAAAAUAUUUUUUUUAAAAUAGUGUUUCAAAAGCACUUUGUCUACCUAAGCUUGGCAACUUGAACAAUGCUAAGGUACUAAGACAUUAAAAAAAAAAAAAAAAAAAAAAAAGAAGAGUUUACUUUGAUUUUAAAAUGCAAAGAUAAUUUUUUUAAACUAAAAAAGCUUUUAAAUACUUUUGGUUUAGCCAUGCAUCAGCUAGUGGGCUACAUAUCCAUUUUUAAUACAGUCAGUUAUGGUAAAAAUGGGGCUUACUGGAUAUAAGGGAAUACUUUAGUACACAAAACACAUUUUUUUCUGGUGCUCAUCUCACACAGCUAUACUGUAAACUGUUUUCUACAAUUAUUAUGACAAGUUCAUUGCUCAAAUAUGUACAGUUUUAAUUAAAGAAUUUUAUAUUAACCACAGGUAAUAAUUAGCAGCAUGCAACAGACUACACCUAGUUAGCUUGGGCUUCUGCUGUUUCUAGAGAUCUGUGCACUCCCACUAUGGAAUGGCAGAACUGCUUUUGUGUUGAUAAUUAUGUACAUUGUGGUGCAAGUCAUUUCUCGGUGCAAGUGGCCUCUUUUCCAGAAAGACUGAGCAGACCGAUGCCUACACAAGAUGACUGAAACAGGGUUAGUUCUGUGCGAUUCCGUUGAUUCAUAGAAAAAAAAAAUAGGCAGCUGGCUUGCUGUGGUGGUUUUAAAUCAUUAAUUUCUAUUAAAAAAUUAAAAAGCAGGAGAGUUGUAUAGUAAAUUAAAUUGUAAACAAAACUUUUUUUAACGCAAUGCUUUAGUAUUUUAGUACUGUAAAAAUAUUAAAUCUAUAUAUAUUUGGGUUUU
Molecule: messenger RNA, 7807 nt
Organism: Passer domesticus (house sparrow)
Lineage: Eukaryota; Metazoa; Chordata; Aves; Passeriformes; Passeridae
Gene: TET2
Product: tet methylcytosine dioxygenase 2
Exons: 10
Coding region: 115-6078 (1987 amino acids)
Biological process (GO): positive regulation of transcription by RNA polymerase II; myeloid cell differentiation
Cellular component (GO): nucleus
Molecular function (GO): DNA 5-methylcytosine dioxygenase activity
Source: RefSeq, a predicted model, not a curated record